This is a messenger RNA of Candida tropicalis MYA-3404, 369 nucleotides long. RefSeq lists its product as uncharacterized. The transcript has a single exon. The record is from RefSeq and is a predicted model, not a curated record. Lineage: Eukaryota; Fungi; Ascomycota; Pichiomycetes; Serinales; Debaryomycetaceae. The coding region runs from base 1 to 369 and encodes 122 amino acids.
AUGCAAUGUAUGCAAAAUAUGCCAUACUCAACGUUUUUUAGUCAGUUUUUUUUUGCAUUACUUGUUGAACUCUGCAUCAACCAGCAUAUUGAUUCCAUCAAUUUGAUGAAAUAUUACGACUGUAUGUAUUUGUCUUUGUCCUGCCCCUCCUUUUCGUCUUCGAUCAUGCUGAUAUAUAAAACACCAAUGAUUAUCCGAUUUUUGGGUAAUAACUUCUAUUUUUUUUUUUUCAAUUUCAACUUCAACUUCAAUUCCAAUUUAAUUAAUUUACCCAUUAAUAUAUUUAAUUUAAUUUCCCAUUUUAAUUCCAACCAUCCACAAAUAUUCCCCCAUUCAUAUUGUUCAUCAAUUAAUCAAACACAAUACUAA